Messenger RNA from Sparassis crispa, 1764 nucleotides. RefSeq lists its product as hypothetical. NCBI's taxonomy places the organism in Eukaryota, Fungi, Basidiomycota, Agaricomycetes, Polyporales, Sparassidaceae. The record is from RefSeq and is a predicted model, not a curated record. Gene Ontology annotation, molecular function: dolichyl-phosphate beta-D-mannosyltransferase activity. Gene Ontology annotation, cellular component: endoplasmic reticulum membrane. The transcript is spliced from 10 exons. Gene Ontology annotation, biological process: protein O-linked glycosylation via mannose; GPI anchor biosynthetic process. Bases 1 to 1764 code for a protein of 587 amino acids.
AUGUCCACUCUCAGCGAGCCUGAAUGCUGCGGCCGCUCUCCGGUUGAAAUCGCACUUGUACGUGUGCACGGUUACGAUUUUUGUUCGCCUGGCGACUUGGACCCCGUUUUUCAAGAGAUGUUGAUCAUCGUACUUCGUAAUCUCUAUCUUCAGGGCACAUAUCACUACGAUGACGACGGCUUUUCGCAUCACCAUGGCACUACACGCCCAUUCAUUCCACUGCACACGAUCAUCGUUAUAUUCUUGUUCACGCAAGCUAUGCCUCGACUGCCUUCAUAUCGUCUCAGCCACGGUGUGCGUUAUCAUCCUUUCUCUAGAUGCAACCGCCCUAAGGACUCCAAGAUGAAGAGACACAUGGACACGCGCGUCCUCGAGGAUAGUUUUGACUUCAACUCGUUGCCCCGGGUAUUUCUGCGUCCUGCACGUUACGGUGAAGAUUCUGACAGCGACGUCUCGGUGCUGCAUCUCGACAUCUGUACCACAAGUCAAGCGGAUGAGAGAAUUACGAAUGAGAUAAACAGGCGACCCGGCACAGCGCUGGCAAUGGCCCCUUCUCAGAGGACAUCGUCCCAAGGCCCCUUCUCAGAGGACAUCGUAAGGCUCGCCCUUGUUAGUUGCUUUCGUGCGAUCGAAGAUGUUGAAGAUCUAGAUCUGACUGAACCACGUAGCCACUUGCAUUUUCCCCGGGCCUUCACUCUGCAUAACAAACGACUGUAUCUUGUCUUCACCGCUCACCCAUCGCGCCAGAAAUUCCGCGUAACAUUCCUUGCUUUUCUUUUGCAACAGCUUGAACCUUGCCUGGACCCAAAGAGUCCCAAACUUUCCACGAGCUUCAAAUCAAGACCAACACCCGCGCACACGCCGUCACCGACAUCAGCAUUCGCCAUGUCGAACAGCGUACAAUACUCAGUAAUCGUGCCCGCUUACAAGGAAGCAAGUAACCUGCGCCCGCUUGUGACUCGCGUCUUCGCCGCGCUGCAGCGCGACAGCUCGUCCGUGCCCGCUGAGCUCACCGAGAUCAUCAUCGUCGACGACAACUCGCGCGACGGUUCCGUCGAGGAGGUGUUCGCGCUCCAGCGAGAGGGCUACAACGUACGCAUCAUCGUGCGCACCACCGAGCGCGGUCUCAGCAGCGCGGUCGUGCGCGGAUUCCAGGAAGCGGCGGGGGACAAUUUGCUGUGCAUGGAUGCGGACUUGCAGCAUCCGCCAGAAUAUGUCCCACAGAUGCUCGCAGCACUCUCGCCUUCCAAACAGUUCGUGCUGGGCACGCGGUAUGGCGGCGGCGUGGGCGCGGUCGACGACGGCUGGCCGCUCUACCGGCGCGUCAUCUCUGGCGGUGCGCGUCUGCUAGCACUCCCGCUCACCCCCGCUAGCGACCCUAUGUCUGGGUUCUUCGGGAUCCGCAAGGAAGCAUUCCUGAAGGCGCGCAACCUGGACGCGGGCGGCUUCAAGAUCGCGCUUGACCUGCUCGUGAAGGCGCCGCUCCCGGCGACGAGCAUCGCGGAAGUGCCGUUCGCGUUCGGCCUACGCUCCGCGGGGGAGUCCAAGCUCUCAGGCAAGGUCAUGCUGCGCUACCUCCGGCAGCUCGCGGAGCUGUACUGGUUCAAGUACAGUGCGCUCGUCUUCCUGUUCUGCGUCUGCUUCCUCCUCAUGCUUGUGCUACUUGCACGGUGGAUCAUACUCGGCGGCCCGUGGGUAGAGAGCGCGCCCGUCAUGCCGGGGCAUAUUGCGGGGAGUAGGGGCAAAGCGCGUGGGCGGUGGUAG